Messenger RNA from Limulus polyphemus (Atlantic horseshoe crab), 1109 nucleotides. RefSeq names its product death-associated protein kinase 2-like. Lineage: Eukaryota; Metazoa; Arthropoda; Merostomata; Xiphosura; Limulidae. Bases 141 to 1109 code for a protein of 322 amino acids. Gene Ontology annotation, molecular function: ATP binding; protein serine/threonine kinase activity. The record is from RefSeq and is a predicted model, not a curated record. Gene Ontology annotation, cellular component: nucleus. The transcript has 9 exons. Gene Ontology annotation, biological process: protein phosphorylation; positive regulation of apoptotic process; intracellular signal transduction.
UCAGGGUCCGGCACGCGUGGAGCGAACCAUGGGUUAACUAUACGUGGACGAAGAUAUACCAUAUAGUUAAAUUUAUUGUUUGUUAAAUUACAUUAAAACUUUACAGGGAUGCGCGCUUCAUUAAAACUAAUUAAUUAAUUAUGGUCCAAGUUGUUUCAGAAGAGUCGUCGUUUGAGAAACAGUUUGAUGUUUUUGAGGAAAUCGGAAGUGGUCAGUUUGCUGUCGUCAAGCGAUGCGUGAAGAAAGCGACUGGGCGAGAGUUUGCCGCCAAGUUCAUCCGCAAGCGCCGUACCGCCAGCAGCAGACGGGGCGUGGCCCUUGAGGACAUACACCGAGAAGUGUAUAUUCUGCGGUCAGCACACCAUGACAACAUCGUACAACUACAUGAUGUCUUUGACAUCGGCUCCGAAAUUGUUCUUGUCUUGGAACUAAUAAAGGGAGGAGAACUGUUUGAGUUUGUAUCCCAGAAAGAAUUCCUUAGUGAAAAAGAGACAUCGGGUUUCAUCAGGCAGAUACUGCUAGGAUUAAAUCAUCUGCAUGAUAUGUGUGUAGCUCAUCUUGACCUAAAGCCUGAGAAUGUGCUACUAGUGGACAGAUCUGGCAAACACAUAAAGUUGAUAGACUUUGGACUCUCACGACAUAUUUCAGUAGAUACUGAGAUCAGAGAACUAAUGGGAACACCAGAAUUUGUUGCUCCAGAAAUUGUUAAUUUUGAGCCUGUUACUCUAGCAACUGAUAUGUGGAGUGUAGGUGUUAUCACAUAUAAUUUAUUGAGUGGCAUAUCACCAUUCCUAGGGGACAGCAAACAAGAAACUUUUAGCAACAUAAGUGCUGUGGACUAUUAUUUUGAUGACGAAUACUUUAGCCAUGUCAGUGAGCUUGCCAAAGAUUUCAUAGCUAAACUUCUAGUCAAAGAUCCCAGGAAACGAACUACCGUGGACCAGUGUUUGAUUCAUCCCUGGAUACAGCAAAACAAAGAAGACCAACUAACCAGCAGUACUGUAAAAGCUGAAGUGCGACAGAAAUGGAAAACUGUUAGGGCUAGUGCUUCGCAUCCCAUUGCAGUACGCCGCACUUUAGGGCCGUGGGUCGCUAUGAAAAAACAGUGA